AUGUCAAUAGAAAAGAUUACUUCUUUCGAGUCCCGGGUGCAGACAUUUGAAACAUUCGGAUGGAGCUGUUCAUUCCAAGACAUCAAAACACUUGCGCACGCCGGGUUCGCAAGGGAUGCGGUGGGAGGGUCUAAUGACGGAGUGAUCUGCCACUUCUGUAAUAAAGCACUGGAUGGGUGGGACCGGACCGAUAUUCCAUAUCAUGAGCACCGAAUCCACUCGCCAAAGUGCAUUCUAUUCAAUCUAGACACAACAGAGGCAAGAACCCGGUCCUUCAAGUAUGGCCAGCACAGGAUAGCCAUGAAAGCAAUUAAGUUUCUAGCUGCAAGUGGAGUGUUUUUGUAUAAUAUAGAAGAUCCCAAUCAGCCACAUUUAUUUUGCUUUAACUGCGGAUUUAAUUGUAAAAUAGCUAGCCAAAUCUUCAGCAAGACCGCACAGCGCAUUAAUGAGCUGCACAUGUGGCACAGCAGCACGUGCGCUGAAGAGGUUAAAAUUGAGAAAGAAGCCCGCGGAAAUAAACUGAAUAAAAAAGAAUAUUUCUCAUGCCAAAUUGUAAAAGGAAAAGUGAAUGCGCUCCAGGAGACAAGAUACGUUAUCGAUUUAAAUGAACUAUCCAGCAAUAAUAUAGAAAUACACACACCAUCUUGGUCACAUGUAAUGACAAGCGGAAGCCUUCCUAAGAAGAAUCUUUUGUAUGCAGAAAAAGAGCCAAAUAAACAAGCAUCCACUCCUGAAAUAUCCCAGGAGAGCGAAAAAGAGGUACAUGCAUCGGCAAGUAAGAAAGAUCGGCCUCUUUCUAGCCCAGGAGAGAGCAUUUCCCCCAUUUCCUCGGCAGACCAGAGAAAUAGCGCAGAGAAUGCGGCAACUGAGAGCCCAGCCAUGCUGUGUGUAACAGAAAGCCCGGGAGUUCUGGAAAAGAAAGUGCAAAUAGUUGUGCCAGAAACCAUCUUGGAUGAAAUUCGCCCAGAUGAGCUUAUACUGCAGCUAAAUGAAUUUAUUACGCCAGAGGAAAGAGCAUCUCUUCCCAUUAAAGAUGCACUUGCUCUAGGCCUAUCAAAGAUGCUAGAGCAGAUACGAGAUAUAACCAACCAGGAUAUAGAAGAUGUUCGCCAGGAGAUGUCACAAUUACUACCAUGAAGAGAAUAAACACAGAAAAUAAAAUCUCUGCUUACUUUUGCUCUUAAGCCCAAAAUGCUUACAUAACAUGUAAAAAGCACAUGCUGAUUUCGAAAUAUAAUUUAAAUAAGACCUACUUCGCACAUAAAAUGUAACAGAGUAUCUGUUUGAUUGGUGAUAUACGCAAUAACAGACAGCCCGAACAUUAUUGCAGAUAUAUGCUAAUGCACGGUGUGCAGUUAAGUAGUAAAAUAUAAACAAACAUCCUAUGAACCAGUUUAUUUCUAACGGAAC
Molecule: messenger RNA, 1410 nt
Organism: Nematocida parisii ERTm1
Lineage: Eukaryota; Fungi; Microsporidia
Exons: 1
Coding region: 1-1137 (378 amino acids)
Source: RefSeq, a predicted model, not a curated record